This is a messenger RNA of Trypanosoma brucei brucei TREU927, 816 nucleotides long. RefSeq lists its product as hypothetical. The transcript has a single exon. NCBI's taxonomy places the organism in Eukaryota, Euglenozoa, Kinetoplastea, Trypanosomatida, Trypanosomatidae. The coding region runs from base 1 to 816 and encodes 271 amino acids. The record is from RefSeq and is a predicted model, not a curated record.
AUGAUGGGAGGAAUCUCUAUUUGUGUUGCCACGGAUUGUGAUGGGGAGAAGGUGAACCUACGCUUUCUUUUCGAUGCAGCAGGGCCAUCUGUUUCACGCCUUUUGAACUAUUCAACGACGGCCUUUAACAACUACUUUCGUCUGAAAGGAAUCUCUCGUGCAUUUGCCGUCAAUUCCGCCGUUGUUUUCAAUGAUGUUCACUGUACUUGGGACAGGUUAGAACGCACCACACAGCUUCUGCACAACAGCCAAGUGUAUCUUUUUCAGCCCGACACGCUGGACAUUCCUGCUGCCAUACCUGAGCCGUAUGAAGGUGAGCCGCUUCUAUCAGCUGAUUGCUAUUUGCCACUUCGUGGUGCCACCAUAUCUACACCCAUUCCCGCCAUUAAACGCAUUGCCCCACAGCGCUUUGCUUCACCAAAGGGGGGCGAGAAAACGAGGUUUUCAUCACCGUUAAUGUUUCGUUGGGCAGGCGCAAAUAAAAGCCCUGUGGGGUUUCGGCGCACGAACAGUGUUAGUUUUGACGAUUGUGUGAAUGACAGAUCCCGUCACAACCGUUCCUGCAGUCACUCUUUCAGUAAAGAUAUUCAUUCUACGGGUAUAUCCGAUGACAGCUCGUACCUGCUUCAUCAGAACGGAGGGCGUGGAACCGACAAGCAUUACAGUUCCUUCUCCAGCGGUGGAAGUAUUCUUCGGGAAGAGCGCGAAAAGAUCGAGUUUCAGUUAAGCCUCCCCCUGGAUGAAAUGCGGCGCUGCGUAAGGGAGGAAACUCGCCGUUUGGACACGACUAUUAGUACCCCCAUUAAACGAAUAUGA